Molecule: messenger RNA, 600 nt
Organism: Rotaria sp. Silwood2
Lineage: Eukaryota; Metazoa; Rotifera; Eurotatoria; Philodinida; Philodinidae
Source: the annotation of a GenBank genome assembly
AUGGGUAGUAACGAUAAGGACGUAGUGAUGCAUAAACGUGGCAAUGGUCGAUUAUACUAUCGUAUUGCAAUGGAUUAUGCUCCAUUAAGUCUACAAAUAAAUGCAGUUAACUAUGGUUUUAAAAUUGAACGAACAUACACAGCUAUGGAUCAUUCAUCAUAUGUUCAGCAGCAAUCCAAUGGAACUUGGAAUUUCAAACUAAAUGAAAAAAUUAAAGUCACAUUAACAAUGUCAACAACACAACAACGAUAUCAUGUAGCAUUAGUUGAUUAUUUACCAGCUGGUUGUGAGCCAUUGAAUACGAAAUUUAACGGUACUUUGACAGAUUAUACGAAUUCAUCAGUAGCAAGAUCAAAAAGAAACAGCCGCUAUAAUGAAUAUCGAUUAUAUUCAACGAUUGGUUGGACUGAAUAUGAAAAUUUAAGAGAUGAACGUGCUGAAGCAUUUCGAAGAUUAUUGUGGCCUGGUGUAUACGAAUGGAGUUAUGUUAUGCGUGCAACAUGUGCUGGAACGUUUAUCAUUCCACCAGCUAAAGCUGAAGAAAUGUAUUCACCUGAAAACUUUGGUCGAUGUACAACAGAAAAAGUUAUCAUUGGCUAA